Python bivittatus (Burmese python) is the source of this 3621-nucleotide messenger RNA. It is a transcript of the gene LRP12, whose product is annotated as LDL receptor related protein 12. The record is from RefSeq and is a predicted model, not a curated record. Gene Ontology annotation, molecular function: protein binding. Gene Ontology annotation, cellular component: plasma membrane. NCBI's taxonomy places the organism in Eukaryota, Metazoa, Chordata, Lepidosauria, Squamata, Pythonidae.
GAGGCCCUCCCGCUGCGGGACUCGCGACGCAACUCCGGCUCGUCCCCCCCUCCUCCUCGCCCCCCCGCGCGGCGGUGUUAUGGCCUCUUGCUGGGGCGCGGAAGGGUCCCUUGCUUGGAGGUCAGCGCAGCUCCUGCUCCUCGUCGCCUCCUGUUGCGGAAACAGUGCUCUUGCAGAACGUUCUGAAAAUGUGCAUAUUUCAGGAAGCUCAACUGGUUGUGGAGACAUUCCAGAACAAAUUAGAGGGCCAAGUGGGAUAAUCACAAGCCCAGGCUGGCCUCUUGAAUAUCCUGCUAGAUUGAAUUGUAGCUGGUACAUCCAGGCAAACCCAGGAGAAAUUAUUACAAUAAGUUUUCAGGAUUUUGAUGUUCAGGGAUCACGGCGAUGCAGUUCAGAUUCCUUAACAAUAGGGACCUACAAAAAUAUGGAAAAUUACAGAGUAUGUGGAUCCUCUGUUCCAUCUCCAUAUAUCUCCUCACAAGACCACGUUUGGAUCAGAUUUCAUUCAGAUGAUAUCAUAUCCCGGAAAGGCUUCAGAUUGACUUAUUUUGCUGGGAAAUCCAGUGAAUUGAGCUGCGACUGUAACCAGUUCCACUGCGCUAAUGGGAAAUGUGUUCCAGAAUCUUGGAAAUGUAAUGACAUGGAUGAAUGUGGAGACAAUUCUGAUGAAGAAAUCUGUUCCAAAGCUAAUCCUCCAACUGCUGCUUCCUUCCAACCAUGUGCAUACAAUCAGUUCCAGUGUCUCUCUCGUUUCAAUGUUUAUACGUGCAUUCCAGAAUCUUCAAGAUGUGAUGGAAACCUUGACUGUCUUGACUUAGGAGAUGAAAUAGACUGUGGCCUGCCAACCUGUGGGCAAUUACUAAAAUAUUUUUAUGGUACUUUCAAUUCUCCUAAUUAUCCAGACUUUUAUCCCCCAGGGAGCAAUUGUACUUGGCUGAUAGAUACAGGAGAUCACCGCAAAGUUAUUUUGCGUUUCACUGACUUUAAACUUGAUGGUACUGGUUAUGGGGAUUAUGUCAAAAUAUAUGACGGAUUAGAAGAAAACCCACACAAGCUAUUGCGUGUUUUAACUGCCUUUGACUCUCAUGCACCUCUUACAGUUGUUUCAUCUUCUGGUCAAAUCAGAGUGCAUUUUUGUGCUGACAAAGUAAAUGCUGCAAGAGGGUUUAAUGCUACAUAUCAAGUAGAUGGUUUUUGUCUGCCCUGGGAAAUUCCCUGUGGUGGAAACUGGGGAUGUUACACAGAGCAACAGCGUUGUGAUGGCUACUGGCAUUGUCCAAAUGGAAGGGAUGAAACUAACUGCACCAUGUGUCAGAAGGAAGAAUUCCCAUGCUCUCGCAAUGGUGCCUGUUACCCACGCUCGGACCGCUGCAACUACCAAAAUCAUUGUCCCAAUGGUUCUGAUGAAAAGAAUUGCUUCUUUUGCCAGCCAGGGAACUUCCACUGCAAAAAUAAUCGCUGUGUGUUUGAGAGCUGGGUGUGUGAUUCUCAAGAUGACUGUGGUGAUGGUAGUGAUGAAGAGAACUGUCCCGUGAUUGUACCCACCAGAGUAAUUACAGCUGCUGUCAUUGGAAGCCUUAUCUGUGGGUUGCUUCUUGUCAUUGCAUUGGGAUGUACUUGUAAACUGUAUUCAUUAAGAAUGUUUGAACGAAGGUCAUUUGAGACACAACUGUCAAGGGUUGAGGCAGAGUUACUGAGAAGAGAAGCACCUCCUUCUUACGGACAGUUGAUUGCACAAGGUCUAAUUCCACCAGUUGAAGAUUUCCCAGUUUGUUCACCAAAUCAGGCUUCGGUUUUAGAAAAUUUGAGACUAGCAGUGAGAUCUCAGCUUGGAUUUACCUCUAUUAGAUUUCCAAUUGCUGGCCGGUCAAGUAAUAUUUGGAACCGAAUCUUUAAUUUUGCAAGAUCUCGUCAUUCUGCAUCCAUGGCGUUGGUGUCAUCAGAUGGAGAUGACCUUACCAGCCAGAACAGUAACAGAGAAACAGAAAGAAAUAGUUCACACCGAAGCCUCUUUUCAGUGGAAUCUGAUGAUACUGAUACAGAAACUGAACGAAGAGACACAACAGGUGCAGUUGGUGGUAUUGCUGCUACUUUGCCUCAAAAGGUCCCUCCUGCAACAGCUGUGGAAGCAACUGUACUCUGUGGAACUUCCUCAACACAGAAUACUAGCAGUAGUACAGACAGUGGAAGAGAACCAACAAGCAUGGAUCCUCCAAGUUCUAGUCCAGGACGCCAUCAGUUUUCUAAUGCGUUAAGUCGUAUGACUCAAGGGUUACGCUGGGUACGCUUCACCUUAGGAAGAUCAAGUCCAGUUAAUCAAAACCAAAGCCCUUUGAGACAGCUUGAUAAUGGAGUAGGUGGAGGAAGAGAUGAAGAUGAUGAUGUUGAAAUGCUAAUUCCAGUUUCUGAUGUAGCAUCAGACUUUGAUGUGAAUGAUUGUUCACAACCUCUGCUUGAUCUCACUUCGGAUCAAGGACAAGGGCUUAGACAGCCAUACAGUGCAACACAUAAUGGAGUACGGUGCUGUAACCGAGAUGGCCCCUGUGAGCGCUGUGGAAUAGUACACACUGCUCAGAUACCUGACUCAUGCUUAGAAGCUCUGUUGAAAAAUGAAAUUAGUGAUGAUGAGGCUUUGCUACUCUGCUAAGUGUUGGUUGAAUGAGUGGAAAUGUCUGCAAGUUGGAGCAAUAUGGUGAUUGUUUUUGUACUUCACCCUUAAGGAAAAAAAUAGAUUUUUGUUUCAAAAAGAACCCAGGGCAACUCAUGUGACUUCCAAAUUUGAUUGUGCAUGACUGAAUGAAUCUGUCGCAAGAGGAACUAAAAAAAGAUUGUUACCAGUCUACAUACGUAAUGUAUGUUUGUUGCUAGGGUGGUGGUUUUUGUUGUUGUUCUUGUUAUUAUUAUUACCCUUUAAGGGUCCUUUUCCUGAGAGCUUUUCCUAGAGCUGCUUUUUCUGUUAGAGUCCUUAAAGCCUGGGCAAGGUGUUGACGGAGGAUGGGUUGUCUCUGUAAUUUUUGAAACACAUAACCAGCGGGUGAACUUGGUGGAAUUGUGCAGCAUGCGUGUUUCUGGCAUACCAGGAUGUGUGCAUUUUCAGUGUUGUAGAGGCAUGCAUCCAUUGCCAGAUCCUUACUCAUGCUUUUGGGAAGAAAGAAGAAUAGAGUAAUCUAGGAAGUAGUCCUCAGUUUCCGAUAGUUUAACAUUGUGUAAUUUACAGUAGGAACAUGGCUGCUCACCCACACUUUUGGCUGCCUACCAUUCACUCCCAUUUGUCAGACUGUUUUGUACGUAAUAUUUAUUUCAUGUUAAAAUCAAAUCCAGUGUAAAUUGCCAAUAUAAUUUAAUACAAUAUACUAAAUGCUAAUUAUUGCUGAAAGUAUUCUUUUUUUUUUCCUCUUGUGGUUUAUAUUGUCAAAUUACUGAAUGUUCUCUAGUGAACUUUUUUUUUUCAAAGGAUGGACUUUCUCCAGUACACUGUAUUUUUUUUUCUUUUAAAUGUUGAAAUGGCAGAAACUGAUGGCAAAAAAAAAAAUGUUUUGUAGCUUUUAUAACAUUAACUUUAAUAAGUUGGUCUAGAAUGGUACAACCAAAUAAGGUGUAAAAAUUCAAAGAAAUUUUUCA